Molecule: messenger RNA, 312 nt
Organism: Vicia faba (fava bean)
Lineage: Eukaryota; Viridiplantae; Streptophyta; Magnoliopsida; Fabales; Fabaceae
Source: the annotation of a GenBank genome assembly
AUGAAGGAACCAACUGACAAGAUAUCCAAAUUAAGAGAUAGCAGAUAUUGUGAGAUUUGUACUUUUUCAACAUCCAUAAAAGCCUCUCAACAUCCCCAUCAAGGGAGUGCCCAAGUAGCACAAACUCCGCCACCUCAACCCACUGUCACUAUGAAUAAUAAUAAUAAUAGUAAUAAUAAUAAUAACAAUGAUGCCGACGACAGUGUAGAAGAAGAAGAAGAAGAAAAAGAAGAAUUGGAAGAAGUAGAAGAAGAAAAACAAGUCAAUAGUGAUGGCAGUGUGAAAAGGGCAGAAGGGAUGGAAAGGCUUUGA